AUGGUCAAGUCCGCGGUUGUCUUUGCGGCGUUCUCUACGCUUGCAUCUGCUGGACCGGUAUAUCGACUGGUGGGCGAGUUGGAUCAAGGCGCCUUUGAGCAGGCUCAGCAACGAGACGAUACCGCUGUCCGAACCCUUUCCAACACGAACAUUCAGACAUCGGAUGGCAGAUGUCUCUUCGUUGACGAGCUUUCGGGCGACUCAUCGGCAAACCUGACCCCAAUCCAGGUCGCAGCUUGCGGAGCAACGGCGGGUCAAGGAUGGGACGUGAUCACGCAGGGUAAACACAACGACGUAGCGGGGUCUAUCUUGAUUGCGAGUACAUUGACUCAAGCUUGCUUGACCUUCGACCCUACGCAGGCAACUGGUAGCCAGGUGAUGUUGUUCUCUUGUGGUGGCGUUGCAGACGGAAGCGGCUCGGUUUCCCAGUCGCAGCUAUUCGCUUCCGAUGGGAGCGCUAGCUCCCUCUCACUUACCCCGGCCAACCAGGCUGGCUCUUGCUUCACGGUGAAAGGAAAUGUGGUCGAGAUCGCAGAUUGCCAGACUGGAAAUGCUGCUCAGACUUUCACCUUUGACGGCGUUGCUUCUGAGAGUGAUGGCAAGAAUGACAGUCCCGCCGCUUCCACUACCGCCGCGUCUCCCGCUUCCAAGACGCAAGCAACGGGCUCCGCAGCUGCAACCAAUCCUGCUGCUACCAAGCAACUGAUUACCGUCACCUGUGAGCCGAUAACAGUCACGGAACGUAUCACAGAAACCGUUACAGCAUCAGGAUCAGCCAAGGAAAAUGCCCCAGUCUCGACGUCGUCCACCACAACUGUUUUCGUGACUGUGGCUCCGUCUUCGGCUCCCAAAGUUCCUUCAACCUCGUCAACUACAACGGUUUAUGUGACGGUCACACCCUCAUCAGCAGCGGAUCCCGCCACAAGCGCCGCAGCUACUACCGCAGUUCCCUCAUCCAAAGCUGGGGGAAACACUGCAACAAUACCCCAAAUCUCCAUCAGUCCGAGCACGACUGUGGUGCUAUGA
Neoarthrinium moseri is the source of this 1026-nucleotide messenger RNA. RefSeq lists its product as uncharacterized. The record is from RefSeq and is a predicted model, not a curated record. NCBI's taxonomy places the organism in Eukaryota, Fungi, Ascomycota, Sordariomycetes, Amphisphaeriales, Apiosporaceae. The transcript has 4 exons. Bases 1 to 1026 code for a protein of 341 amino acids.